AUGUCUAACAAACCAAUCUUCGUUGCUACUCAUCCGAGAGCAGUGAGUACCGCAUUUGAACGAGUCUUCAUGACCCGCCGUGAUAUCCUGACAUGUGUUCACGAACCAUUCGGAGAUGCUUUUUAUUUUGGACCCGAGCGAUUGAGCCCUAGAUACGAAAACGAUGAGAAAGCUCGUGAAGAGAGCGGUUUCGCGGAUUGCACAUAUCAGUCGAUAUUCGACCGAAUUGAGAGAGAAGGAAAAGAGGGUAAACGUCUCUUCAUCAAGGAUAUCACUCAUUACCUGUGCCCACCAGAGAAGGGUUCAGCAUCCAUUGCACCUUCGCUUGGAGGUCAGAGUAUCAAAAAGGGGGUUGGGACUGAGGGCCACACCAAUGGCACCACGAAUGGGAAGGUCAAUGGCCACAAUGGCUCGAAAAAAGCGCCAUAUCCAUAUGACACAGCUCCAGAGCCCGGGAAUCCAACAGUUGUCCCAGCCGAAAUCCUUAGACAAUUCCAUUUCACCUUCCUCAUCCGCCAUCCCCGUCACAGCAUCCCAUCCUACUGGCGCUGCACCAUCCCACCUCUCGACAAAGUCACCGGCUUCUAUAACUUCAUGCCUGCCGAAGCCGGGUACGACGAACUCCGUCGCGUCUUCGAUUUCUUGCGUAAAGACAAGCACGUCGGUCCUGUUCUCGCCGGAAAAGGCGUCUGCGAAAAGAACGAUGUGAGUAUUACCGUCAUCGACGCCGAUGACUUGCUGGAUAAUCCAGAAGGCAUCAUCUCCGCAUACUGCAAGGAGGUGGGGAUUGACUACAGCCCUAAGAUGUUGAUCUGGGAUACUGAGGAGGAUCACCAGAGGGCUAGAGACGCCUUUGAGAAGUGGAGGGGCUUCCAUGAUGAUGCUAUUAAUUCUACUUCGCUUAAGCCGAGGAGCGCUGCGCAUAAAAAGAAGAACAAAUCAAUUGAGGACGAAGAUGCCGAGUGGAAACAGAAAUACGGCGAGGAUGGUGCGAAGGUCAUCCGGGAGACGGUGGAUGCUAAUAUUGAGGAUUACGAGUAUCUUAAGACAUUUGCUAUCAAAGUCUAG
Messenger RNA from Glarea lozoyensis ATCC 20868, 1068 nucleotides. Its product is annotated as P-loop containing nucleoside triphosphate hydrolase. NCBI's taxonomy places the organism in Eukaryota, Fungi, Ascomycota, Leotiomycetes, Helotiales, Helotiaceae. The coding region runs from base 1 to 1068 and encodes 355 amino acids. The transcript is spliced from 4 exons. The record is from RefSeq and is a predicted model, not a curated record.